Molecule: messenger RNA, 1417 nt
Organism: Camellia sinensis
Lineage: Eukaryota; Viridiplantae; Streptophyta; Magnoliopsida; Ericales; Theaceae
Source: RefSeq, a predicted model, not a curated record
CACACCAGCACCGCCUCUAACCCCACACACACAAGACUCUUCUCACCUAGGGGACCGAUAGCCGCUGAAGCGAAGGAGGCGAUUCCAUUUGCUGAACAGGGAAGAAGAAUAGCGAAGCUUGCCAUAAGCCAACGCCACCAGAGUGCACAUCUGCGGCGACACUGCAACUCAGCGUCUGAAACACGACCGAUCGUCAAUUGCCUUAGCUGCGUGGUUAGUGCAAAUGGCUUCAAUACGUGCUUCUCGUACCCUAUCGAAAAACAAAGACAUUGCUCCAGAGAAGUCAAGCAAUGUGGAAGAGACACACAAGCAGUUAAACCACAAGGCCUCCUAGGACAGUGAGUCAAUUCGAAUAUUCCUGUCGCUGAUUGCCAAUGAGAUUACAAAAGGAAAUCGGCCAUUCCUAGUCCUAAGCCAAGCUGGGUACAAGUCGUUGGCAAGGAAAUUUGAGAAAGAAAAAAGAAAGAAAGAAAACAUAGCCUGAAAUAGUUGAAGAAUAAAUACACGAGUCUGAAAAAAGAAUGGAAUGCUUGGAGGAAAUUGAUGGAUUCUAGAAGAGGAGUGUCAAGGAUUGGCUUUGACAGCGAAACUGGUAUGUUUCAAGCGUCUGAUGAGUGGUGGGACAAGAUGGAAUCGACAAACAAGGCGUGUGCAAAGUUUAGGAAAAAAACUUUGGAACAUCGUGAGUUGAUGGAGACGAUCUUCACAGGGGCAUCAACUCCUGGUAAGCACCAUUGGACCCCAAGAGAGAAAGUUGUUGAAGCUGCCGAUGUCUCAUCCAAUUCUGUGCACAGUAUCGAAGCCCAGCCAUUUGUUGAUCUGAUACCCACACGAGCACAGGAUAUGGAUUCGGAUUCUUCAAUCGAACCAGUUCUGCCUAUUAAUGAAAAAAGGAAAUGGACUCUGUCAACAAGUUGUGGAAAGUCGAAGAAGGCAACAAGUAGAGUGUCAAUUAUUGCAGAAAGCAUGAACAAUCUGACAAAUAUGGUUCGUACGCAAAAUCAACAAGUUACAGUUAGGCACCUCACAGGUAACGAAUCACUGUACACAAUUUUGGAGUGCAUGCAACAGCUGAGGAACAUUCUUUCCCUUCUUAGUACGUUGUUAUUCUAUUUUGCCUCGACACUGAUGGAUAACGCAAAUUACCGGAAGGUGAUAAUGUGCCAGCCUGAUGACGACCACAUUAUAGGUUGUCUCACACAAAAGCAGCUGUAAUAUAGUGUGGCGGCGCCGUUUACGAACCUGUUCGGGCCUCGCUGGAUUUGAUAUAGCGGUGUGAUGCUGAAGAUGCGUCCCCUUAUCUUGGUUUAAAAGACUUUUACUUACGUUCAUGUUAGACUUGUAAUAAACAGGAUGGUUGUGCAUGCAUUUUUCAUAUAUAUACAUAUAUAUAUUUUAUAUUUUCUCAGGUUUGGUG